Messenger RNA from Gaeumannomyces tritici R3-111a-1, 3308 nucleotides. RefSeq lists its product as hypothetical. Lineage: Eukaryota; Fungi; Ascomycota; Sordariomycetes; Magnaporthales; Magnaporthaceae. Bases 2283 to 3308 code for a protein of 341 amino acids. The record is from RefSeq and is a predicted model, not a curated record. The transcript is spliced from 8 exons.
GCGCCCACUGCUAACGCUCCGGGCGGAAAAGUGUCAGCCGCGACGGUAAUAAGCGCCCCUGCAGCAUGAGGUGAAUGGGGCCAACUCUCCAUGCCCACUCUGCAUGUAGAUAGAUCAUCUCUUCUGGUAUCAACAACGGUUGGACGCUUUGCGCAGAACAAGUUGCCAGAAAAUCAUGUAACCACAAGGGGGUCACUCCUUGACCGUUGUGCAACACAGCGCGCCGGAUUUUCCAGGCCUGGCUGGAGGUGGUCGUGGAAAGUGCCCCCUUUUAGCCUCCCUUAACUAUCUACGGUAAGCACGCGCAGGGUUUUAGCCAGCAGGACCAUUAACGUUGCCAUAUGACCUGGUCCUCUGCCUGCAGACUUGGGAAGGGCACUUCGGUGGCUGGGUCAUUGGGUGGAUCUCCAGGCACAGGGUUGCCGCGGCCAUCUCGGCCGGGUCGCCCAAUUCCUUCCUAAUCAUGGCGGUGCCAACACCAACCGCAGACCGACCGCAGCUGUUAGGAAAGCCGACGCUGACCACAGCCAACAGAAUCCCGAUGAUCCGGUGCCCCUCGAGCUAAGGCUUAUCGAUGUAAAUAAUUGCCUUGCCUGCCUGCAUCAAGACCUGUCACAUGUCAGCCAAUGAAGUCCAUCGUCACACCUGCCCGAGAAAAGCGGUUGGCAGAUGUCCGUGGUUUGCCUGCUUCAGUCGCGGGAUGCCUGAGGGAGGCCUCCCGCAUUCGCAUUCUGCUCCGUCUGUGGUGGCACAAGCCUCAUAAUCUACGGUUUGCCCAGCUUUCCCUCCCAUCCAUCGAAUUUUGAAGGCUUUUUACAACACCAUCAGAGAUCGUUUCAGAAGACACACUGCUCGCAAUCCUAUUUGCUACACAAUUAGCAGCUUGUUGCUCCAAUCUGUUCCCCAAGCGUCUUGGAUCCAUGUCGUUCAAGUCAUUAGCCGUGGCGCCGAUCUACUCAUCUUUGCGACCCGUGAGGGACAGCGGCAAAUACUCCGACCUCAUCGUCACCUGCAAAAGCCAAACCUUCAACGCCCAUCGCGUCGUGCUAUGCUCCCAGUCAGAGUUUUUUGAUAAAGCUUGCGGCGGGCCCUUUAUCGAGGCAUCGAGUGGGAAGAUCGACCUCCCUGACGAUGAUCCCGCCCUUGUCCAGAAGUUGAUGGAUUUCUUCUACACUGGCGAUUACAGCCAAACAACCAAGGCAUCAGAUGGCUGUGAGUCGAAGCCAACGUCUCGGUCGCCAACAGUAGCGCAUGCAGCGGGAGGGCAGAAGGGGGCCGAGGUUUCCGACGAUACUUGCUCGAUUCUUUUUGACGAAGCCAAGGUUUACAUCAUGGCGGACAAGUUCAUCAUUCCAGCUUUAAAGGACAUAAGCUUGGAGCGGUUCAGAAGUGCCGCCAACCGUGCCGAGGGCAUGUCCAGCUAGCAAUGCGAUAGCUUCCCGCUGGUCGCCGACGAAAUAUACAACUCAACCACCCGGUCCGACCUAGCUCUAAAGGAAAUCUUGUGCCGGCUCCUCGUCAACAAGAGGGGAAACAAGGAGCUGUGGUCGUCGAUGCAGCCAGUUUUCCGGAAGCAUGGAGAUCUGGCCACCGGUGUUCUCAACUAUUGGAACGGCGACUACGGAACCCUUAAAUGUCCUCGUUGUCCUCGUUGUGCGCAGGUUGGAAACUGCGACGGGGUCCGGAAAGGCAGUUGCUAUUGCCGCUACUGUGGAAAUUACCACCAGCACGAUAGCAACGCUGGCAUCAGUACUAACACGGAAGAUUGGAUACAGAAGGAGAUCGGCUUUAUAAGCAUGAAGGGCUAAAUGCUUCCACAAUCGCACCACGGCAUCAACUGGCAAGAGGACAUGGAAUUAGUUGGUUAAUAGGGAGUGAAGUAACCUGUGUUGUAAUUACUAAUCCAAAGCUCUAGGACGCGGAGACGAUUUGGAGGGAAUGUCUUCCUGUGUCUUUGACCAAGGUCGAUCGGGCUGUUACUAGAGGGGCCGCGGAAAAGCACACCAGAGCACCGAACACGAAGAGGCUUUUGUUUGCUCGACCAGUGCCAGCGAAGCCCGAACAUAUCAUUUUGAGCACAGGCUUACUUGCCCCCUGCAAGACUUACCCGCGCGUUUGCCGGUCAAAGAACUCGCGGAAUCCCAAAGAAGGUCGUUUAUACUUUAUUAGCCGGUUUCUGAACUCUGGUGGAUAGGAGUCGGCGAGGCAUACAUCCCACUCUGCCUUUUUCUUCUUUUUAUAUCUUUUGUACCUGACUUGUGGAGUUAUGCAUCUUGCUGGACAUGCGGCGGCGCGCGUUCAAGGUUAGCACGAUGAAGUCGGCGUGGUCAAAGUGCGGGCUUUGGCCGUUCAAUCCGGAGGUUGUGCUUGAUAAUCUCGAGGAUCCAUUGACCUCCGCGAAAUCUGCCGCCGUAAUAACGCAAAAGGUUGGGUAUAUCCCGGACACUACAGAGCAGAUCCGCCGGAUCGAGCGACGAGUGAAAAAGGCAACCCACGCCGCGAUACUCGCCGGCGCGGGUGCGGUCGAGGAGCUCCGGCGCCGCGAGCAAGCCCAAGUUGAGCGCAAACAACGUGCCUCUCUAAACAGGUUGAUCACCAAGAUUGGGCCGAUCUCUGUUGACGACGCGCGCCUGCGGGCGAUCAACAACGAGGGCAACCGCCUCGCUUUUAAGCGGAGGGAACGCCGGCGCCUGCGAGGCAAAGAGCGACAGGAGGGCACGCGCCUUAAGCAGUUGCGGGCGCGCAUGCGAUUAGAAAAGGCCAAGUGCAAAGAGAUUGCCGACCUCGUGCGCCCUCAAGAAGAUGCCCUCGCCAACGAGGCCACCGUUUUCGGCAGGGAAGAAGACGACGUAGCCCUUCCUCCCAACUGGCAGCCUACCGAGGCGCUCUCUCCCUACACGCCGUGGCGCCCCACGGCACGAGACGAGGGCACGGUCUGGAAGGUAGUGCGCUUCUACUGCCGGGCCCAGGGAGGUCCCGAGGAUCCCCCCGCCCAAACCCGGCCUUACCCCUUUUCCGGCAACCCGCCGGCCGACAGCAUUACUACCGCCCGCAGCGCUUCACAACGCCCCGGCGCAUACACAUACGCCCUAUCGCCGAUCGCCCGCUCACUAGCAAGGAGUACCGGCAUGCGGCCCGACUUCCCCCCUAUUUUUAUCGACGCCGUGCCGAGCUACGGCUACAACGACCUGUCUGACUGCGGCGGUCGCUGGCCCUUGGCCAUGGCGGCUGCUGUUACCACUGAAGACCCCACUAUCACUGGGGGCUCGCUCUCGAGCGAGACAUCUGCUUUUAGGGGAUUGCAGUAG